Molecule: messenger RNA, 1416 nt
Organism: Prinia subflava (tawny-flanked prinia)
Lineage: Eukaryota; Metazoa; Chordata; Aves; Passeriformes; Cisticolidae
Product: basic proline-rich protein-like
Exons: 3
Source: RefSeq, a predicted model, not a curated record
ACUUACACCUCCAGCAGUGUCAUCUCCUCGCCACCUCCACAACCCGAGGGAGGGAGGGAGGAAAGUUCUUGUGUCUGCAGGAACUGCGGUCCCUGUCCCUCCUGUAGGGGUGUCUCAGUGCCCGACGCUCUCCGAGGAGGAGGAGCAGCCACUGCUGGGUGUGAGAGGAGCCGGAGCAGCCCUGGCAGCUGCCCUGCCGGGCCGGGCUCCGCUCCUCGGGCCGGGCUCCCCUCCUCGGGCCCCGCUCCGCUCCUCGGGCCCCGCUCCGCUCCUCGGGCCGGGCUCCGCUCCUCGGGCCGGGCUCCGCUCCUCGGGCCGGGCUCCCCUCCUCGGGCCCCGCUCCCCUCCUCGGGCCGGGCUCCCCUCCUCGGGCCGGGCUCCCCUCCUCGGGCCCCGCUCCGCUCCUCGGGCCCCGCUCCGCUCCUCGGGCCCCGCUCCGCUCCUCGGGCCGGGCUCCGCUCCUCGGGCCGGGCUCCCCUCCUCGGGCCCCGCUCCCCUCCUCGGGCCGGGCUCCCCUCCUCGGGCCGGGCUCCGCUCCUCGGGCCGGGCUCCCCUCCUCGGGCCGGGCUCCGCUCCUCGGGCCCCGCUCCGCUCCUCGGGCCGGGCUCCGCUCCUCGGGCCGGGCUCCCCUCCUCGGGCCCCGCUCCCCUCCUCGGGCCCCGCUCCCCUCCUCGGGCCCCGCUCCCCUCCUCGGGCCGGGCUCCCCUCCUCGGGCCCCGCUCCCCUCCUCGGGCGCUGCCCGCAGCCUCCGCCCGCAGCACCGGCCGGCCCCGGGGCUGGCCCGGGGCGCUCCCGGGCUGGACCGUGCCUCUCCUGGCCUCUCCCCUGCUUCCAGAGAGGGGCCGUGUGCCGCAUCCCGGGCGGGGACCCUGGCUGUGCCCCGCCGCGCAGCUCCUUCCCGAGAGCCCCAGUGCGGUUCGUCUGUGCGGGGACAGUGCAUCUCCCACCCCACACAUCUCCCAUCCUGCACAUCUCCACCCCGCGCAUCUCCGCCCAGCGCAUCUCCCGUCCCGCAGAUCUCCUCCCCGCGCAUCUCCCAUCCUGCAUAUCUCCAUCCCGCGCAUCUCCAUCCCGCGCAUCUCCACCCCGCGCAUCUCCACCCCGGGCAUCUCCACCCCGGGCAUCUCCAUCCCGCGCAUCUCCGCCCCGCGCAUCCGCGCCCCGCACAUCUCCAUCCCGCGCAUCUCCACCCCGCGCAUCUCCACCCCGCGCAUCCGCGCCCCGCGCGGCGCGGCCGCCCCGCUCCCGCCGCUCCGUGUGCCGGCCGGGCAGGGGCAGAGGGAGCACUGUGCUCCUGUGUCCGGUGCACCUCUGAGCGGAGAGAGGCUCGGUCUGCAGAGAGCCCAGCCCCGAGCGAGCGUCCCCGGAGUGAACCCGCGCCUCCAUCCCUCGGUGUGCGUGCGCUGUCAGUGUUAA